Molecule: messenger RNA, 564 nt
Organism: Haemonchus placei
Lineage: Eukaryota; Metazoa; Nematoda; Chromadorea; Rhabditida; Trichostrongylidae
Source: the annotation of a GenBank genome assembly
AUGGGCCUUUCAUUAACGCAGAGGUGGGCAAAAUCGUGUCUGUACUUUUUACUGGAUACUGUGCUGUCCGUGCGUGCGAACAAACAACUCUCGCAGGGAAGCGGACGUCAUGUAAUCGCUUUGAUACCUGAUUUCUUCGAAACAAUCCACUGCUGGUAUGUAGUUUUCAAGCGAUACGAGUGGAGGCGCCAAGGAAAAGGGCACGAUCGUCGACCAGUUCGUACCAGUUCGUUGGCCGGUAAACGACAGAGGUCAAGAAUGUGCUGUUUCGACGACGAGCGAUUCUGGCCGAAGCGCUCAACGACGACGAUACUCGAAGGGGAACCCCACGCUAGUCGUCGAACGCCUCGGCUGCUUGGCAGGCAGCAGCAGCAGCAGCCUCUGGCAAGACGGCAUCGUUCGUUGCAAGUAAUUGCCACGCGUUCCAUAAAUACAAUUCAAUGCCUGAGCGCUGUGUCCUGGAAUGCCAUGUGCGGUGCACGUGGCUCCCGAAGGGAUGUACUUUGGAGUUUGCUAUUCAGUCUCGAGACUAUGACUGCUGCGACAACCGACUGCCCUUCGUGA